Poecile atricapillus (Black-capped chickadee) is the source of this 4546-nucleotide messenger RNA. RefSeq names its product EvC ciliary complex subunit 1 (gene EVC). The record is from RefSeq and is a predicted model, not a curated record. Gene Ontology annotation, biological process: smoothened signaling pathway. Bases 147 to 3113 code for a protein of 988 amino acids. The transcript is spliced from 21 exons. NCBI's taxonomy places the organism in Eukaryota, Metazoa, Chordata, Aves, Passeriformes, Paridae.
GCUCCGAAUCAGGCCCGAAUCACCGCCGCAUCCACCCGCCAUCGGUCUCCUCCCACCGCGGCGAGGGCGGGAGACGGAGGGCCCCCGAGCGGCGGGACCUCCCCUCAUGCCCUGCCCUCCUUCUCGGCGCGGGCAGGGCCCGUGCGAUGGCGGAGGUCGGGGACUGCCUGCGGGCCGUAGGGCUGCAGUUCUGGGCGGACUCAGUGCAGGCGCUGCCUGCCCUGCUGGCCCCCGCCGUGCUGCUGGGGCUGCUGCUGGGCGCCGCCGCCGCCGCCCUGCUCUGCCGCUGCGCGCUCGGGCCGCGCCGGGGCGGAGAGAAAGAUGAUUCUCAAAGACUUCUGGAAAGCUUCAACACUGGUGAAAAAGAGCACACACUCAUGAAAAGUGAAGCAGAACCCUAUACAUCAAAAGAGGAAAUGGUGCUGGAGGAAAGUGAGUCUCCUCUGAACAGUAACAUCACAGCAUUUGCAUUAAAAGCUAAAGUGAUCUAUCCUAUCAACCAGAAAUUUAGGCCUUUGGCAGAUGGCUCAUCCAAUCCAUCUUUGCAUGAGAAUCCAAAGCAAGCAGUUCUGCCUAAUCAGGUGGUGGAGACAUCCAUGUCAGGCAGCCUGGGAUCUCUGAGCCAGGGAGACAAAGAGGACUGUAGUUCCUCCACAACAAUACAUUCCACAACAAGCGAUGACAGAUUUCAGGCUCGGGCCUUCCUAAAGGUGGCAAGCUUCCCUGAAGUACUGACAUGUGAAAGUUUUGAUGUUAAGCUCUGCCUUUGCAGUCUUAUUUUAAAAGAUCUCAUGCUUCUUGAUACUGAACUCAGAAAAGAAAAACAUGUGAUGUUUAUUCACAUUUUCAAGAUAUACCUCACAGACUUCCAUCGUAAAAAGAAGAUUACUGAUGGUUUGUUGAAGAAGAUCCUUUUAAAUCAGGAAAAUGAUUUUAAAGAAUUACAGAAACAACUUGACUCUAGACUCCAGAAUACUGAAAUGUCAGGAGCUCAUAAUUCAGAGUUCCAGACUCUAGAAGACCUAGAAAGGAAAGAAAGGGAGUACUCCGAGCACGUAAUAGAUAAUAUGGAAGCCUUCUGGAAGCAGACUGACAAAGCCCAGCAGGACUUUUUGGACCAAUCAAAAUGCUCAAGUGCCAAAGCAACGAAGAUAAUGAUGGAUCUGACUGAGAAGAUGAUUGCAGUAGAAAGCUUGUUAAGUGAAUCUCAAGACUUGCGGGCGAUGGACAUUCAGGAAAGGUUAUUCAACUGGGAGCUUAUGGUGAAAAUGAUGGAUUCACUGAAGUCCUCUAUACCAGAAGAGUGUAAGGGUAGAUUAAAUACUGUGUCAAAUAUUCUGGACCACUUAACUGUAAAGAAUAAUCUUUCAGUCCGACAAAAGGAAGAACUUCUAACAGAUCUGCACAAGGCCUUCUGGGAGCAGCUGGCAUAUUACAGUAAUGAAUGCAUGCAACAAAGUAAAGACCUGAUCUUGAAACGGCUGGAGCGCCGUGCAAAGAAGAGGGAAGAGUUCAGACAUAGACAGGAAGCUGAACAAGAGUGUCUCCUUAACAAAACUUUUCUUACUGAAGAUGUUCAUAAUUUUCUCAAGGCUUACCAUGAGCUGAUGGAGAAACACUGGCAAGCACAGUGGGAUCUGGAGGAGGAGGAUGACUGUGAGAGCGCAGAGGCUGUCGCCGAUCUUUACAAGGAGCUGUACUCUAAGGCUUCCCAUGCUUUAGCAGAGUUGGUGACGGAGCUGUUUCUUCAGACCCUGCCUGUGGUGACCAGUCUCUCUGUAAGAGAAUGUGAGCUUCUGAAGGAGGAAUGGCAGGAGAGUUUGGUCCCUCAGCUGGAUAAAUGGGAGAACCACCACCAGAGACGCUGGAAGCUUUUCCAGGAACAGCUAUUGCAAGAAAAAGAACUCUGGAUAACGGAGUAUGCUCUGUCUGCUGUGAUGCAAAAGCACCUGUCUGAGAAACAAGAGAAGAUAAUUCAAGGUGUCGUAAGCAGACUAGGAUGCCUCAGCAAUGAGUCUGUUAGCUAUAUAUUGCAAAAGCACCGACUUCUGCUGUGUUCAGUGCUCAGAAGGUUAACCUUCCGAAGAGUUGGAAUGGCAGCCCUGGCGUGCAUGCGACUGUCCAGAAAGAAGAGCUCGCUUCAGGAGCUGAGAGAGCAGCAUACCCUGCAGAAGGGAUCCUCCCUGUGCCAAGAUGAGGACCAGUGGCAGUUACAGAAGGCAGUGGAGUCCCACAUUCGUGAAGAGGAAGAGAAGCUUGAGGAAGAAACACAAGAAACCAAUUUAGAAUUUCACCAGCAGCUAGUCACAGAAAUCCAAGAAGCUCUUCAGUUUCUUCAGCAGCACAUGGAGCAGGUGAUUGGGCAGACACUGCUGCAGUACGCCCGGGGGGAAGCUGAAAGAAGGAGUUCAGAUGAUGGACAGGAGUUCAAGGAGAAACUGGUGGAAUCUGCUGUUGAAAGUGUGUAUGGGACCAGCAAUAAUAUCAGUAGACUGGUGCAAAACUACUACCAGCAAUUAGGAAAAAUCACAGAAGGCUAUGAAGGAAAAAAGCUCCAACAUCUGAAAUCCUUACAAGCAGAAGGAAAUGAAAGGAUGAGACUGAAGAGUAAAGAGAAGGAACUGGCAUUGAAAGAAAAACACACCAAAGGCCUCCUAAAUGUGUCAUCCACGGUCCACCAAAGGGUGGUGCUACAGCAAAACAAGAUUUUGGCUCGGUUUGAACAGCAGCAACAAAUUCGUCUGGAGUCUCUGAAACAGAAGCUGCUGGGAUUGCACCACCUAGGAACUGAGUUGGAGAAUCAGCUAAGGGAAGCAGAGCAGGACUUUGUGAGAGAGUUGGCUGUGCUGACCCGAGUUCCACUGACUCUGAAGAAGAAGCCUUCCAAAAGGAGCAAGCCAGCAGGUGAAAAAGCAAAUUCCAAAAGGCAGACCAUCCAGUCACCUGAACCAGCAGAAAAAGAUGAUUCUCAUGAAUAUAUUCAAGAGCCCCAUGGAAUAACUUCUGGCUUAUGCAGGAAUAAAGGCAAGCGCCGGUCUUUGGCUGAUGUGAGUAGCAGCUCUAACAAUGGUUUUCUUGAUAGAUGUUUCAGUUGGCUUAUGCUGGGGUGCUAACUAGAGAAGAAAUGGCUACAAACCUGAAAGAUGCCAGCUGAUUACUACGGGCAGAUCAAACCAGCCAGCUGGUUGCUGUGGCUUGAUAUAUUGAGCAGAGAAAAUCCUGCUGACAGGCAAAGCAAACAGUUGGCUCUCAGGAGCCACAGGCCUUUGGGGAAAAGUAUUUAUCCCCUGAGUGACCUCAGCCUGGGACUGACUUCAGGAGAUGGCUUCUUUUCCUGAUGGCAUCAACCCUUUUCACGCACUCCUUUCCCACAGCCAACAAGGGAGACGUGUGUAGGGAACAGGGACCCAACAAAGGAACGUUUAUGUUUUUGCAACUUUGUUUUGGCAGCCUCAAUAGAGGCAGCUGAAACCAGUGAGUGCAGAAGUUUAUAUAGCAAGCGCCUUUCUUUUACCAAAAUUAAUUUAGUUUAAGAGGGCAGUAUAGCAUUUUAAACUGUCAGCAAUUUUGUUUUCCUUUUCUUAUUUAUCCUUUCAGAGAGAAGUCACAGAGUUCACAUGAAGGGGAGACUGAACCAAGGAAAAACUCGAAGAUGUUAAAAAAGAAAGGCAGCAGGUAGUAAAAGCCUUUGUCUGAGCUGUCUGAACACAGUGUACCAAGGCAUUCUUCUGGGGAAUCUCAGCAGCUAUAGGUACUUACUGAGCUGCUUUGCUGAGGAACAAUGAAAAAAAUCAAUAAUAACCCAUAAGUCUUUUUUAGCUGCAGACCAAGAAUCAAUCCCAACUUCCCUUAGCUGUUAAUAAAACAUUCCCUCUUGGUUUUGGUAAGGGGGAGCAAGGAAGUCUUUAAUACAAGCUCUUCGAGAUUGCUUGGGUAGUGUGCUGGAGAGACAGUUUAGAUUUGGAAUAAAUCUGAGGAAAGUGCACUUGUAGAACAGAUGUACACUGGGCCCAGGUCAGUGUAUCUCUGUAAGAUUUCAUCACAAUAGUGAUGAACUGUUUACUUUGGAGCCUGAAAUGUGAUACAUUGAAUCUUUAUGAAUGCUACUUCGGCCUAAUAAAAAGAGGUAAAAAUGUAGAGAAUAUGUAAACAGGCUUCAGAUGGUACUGAUACAUCAAAAGAUGACAUUUGGUCUAGCCUUUGUUAUUUUAUGUCUUAUGUAUGCUUUUUUAAAUUUGUAUAAAAAUUUUUAUAUAUGUAUUUGUCUGCCUUUGUUUUAGAAUUCAAAUUGUUACUUUUAGAGAAAACGAGAGAAAACUGAUUUGCUCUUUCACUUUUUAUACUUCAGUUUCUAGUCUUCUUCCUUAAGUGCAUCCUUUUGUUUCCAAUAUACUUUGUUAUGCUCAUUAUGUUUCCUAUGGGAAAUUCAUGUUAUGCAAAGCAGUUGAUUCUUACUGGCUGUACAGAGCACCUGUAUUGUGUAAUAAAUUGUCGCACUUAAGCACUUGCAGCUUUCAUGAAGUGGGAGUAUUCUGCUUUUUUAAAA